UUCAUUUCAACUCUGUCUAUAUAUAUAUAUCUCAUUAUCCUAAAACACAGAAACAGAAUUCAAAUCAUGGAGAAGCACCAGUUUCUCAAGUUGCUUGCCUUCACAUCUCUAGCAUUAUCCUCUCUUCAUUACGGGCUGGGUGCAAAGUGUGGAAGCAAUGGUCCAACGAUUCAGCAGACUCAAGUGGGCUAUGGCAAUCCUCCAAAAUAUAUAGUGGAAGUUUACAACAGAUGCCCUAUGUGCCCAGUUAUCAACAUUCACUUGAAAUGUGGAAGUUUUCCUCAAGCUCUUGUUAGUCCAAGGCUUCUUAAAGUAGUAGCUUUUGAUGACUGUGUUGUAAAUGGAGGGUUGCCUUUGGCUCCUCUUCAGAAAUUUUCCUUCAGUUACUCUCAUUCCAAGUAUUUGAUGCCUCUAGCUACAUGGUCCUUCCAGUGCGAGUGAAAUUAAUUGACAGUAAUUCUCUUCAUGGUUUUUCAUUCACACUUUAUCGAGAUGGACAUUGAUCAUAAUUAAGGAGUCGUUUACAUGUUAGAUUCUUCCCUAUGUAAAAGGAAGUUGUCGUUCUUAUGACUAUUGAAAAUAAACACAAUUAUUGUGUAGGAGGUUAUCCUGAUU
Molecule: messenger RNA, 615 nt
Organism: Manihot esculenta (cassava)
Lineage: Eukaryota; Viridiplantae; Streptophyta; Magnoliopsida; Malpighiales; Euphorbiaceae
Exons: 2
Coding region: 67-441 (124 amino acids)
Biological process (GO): cell fate determination
Source: RefSeq, a predicted model, not a curated record